CUGUCGAGAAGCAUUUUUGUUUGAGCUCAAGUUGUUGAUCGAAAGUGUCCCUGCUUAAUUGCAUUGUAAAAAUGGAAACCCUGGUUAAGUACAUGUGCGUUCUCUCGUUUCUUGUGAGUAUGACCAUUGCAGGGCUCAACGGAGUCGAGGGAACCGGUUACUAUUACGGUCCGUGUGGGAAACAUGACAUCGAGAAGGAGGCUGAGAAGUUGGAACCAUGUGCAUACGCAGCACAGCAUCGGAGAGCCCCGGUUUCCGAGCAUUGCUGCACCGUAAUGGAGAAAAAGGUCAAGAAUCCAGCCUGCCUUUGCGCUCUUCUGUUUUCUCAAACAGCAUACAAUGCCGGAGUGGGGCCGGAAAUUGCAGUGACCAUUCCAAAACGCUGCGACAUUGCCGACCGCCCUGUUGGUUACAAGUGUGGAGCUUUCACUCUACUUUAACUCUGAAGACUCGUAUCGGCAGUAUUAGUUUAUGUUAAACAACAUCUGCACCUGUAUGUUUCAAUAAUAAG
Hibiscus syriacus is the source of this 511-nucleotide messenger RNA. RefSeq lists its product as uncharacterized. Gene Ontology annotation, molecular function: fatty acid binding. Gene Ontology annotation, biological process: systemic acquired resistance. The coding region runs from base 72 to 440 and encodes 122 amino acids. The transcript has 2 exons. The record is from RefSeq and is a predicted model, not a curated record. NCBI's taxonomy places the organism in Eukaryota, Viridiplantae, Streptophyta, Magnoliopsida, Malvales, Malvaceae.